This is a messenger RNA of Odobenus rosmarus divergens (Pacific walrus), 3687 nucleotides long. It is a transcript of the gene PKP2, whose product is annotated as plakophilin 2. Bases 33 to 2540 code for a protein of 835 amino acids. NCBI's taxonomy places the organism in Eukaryota, Metazoa, Chordata, Mammalia, Carnivora, Odobenidae. Gene Ontology annotation, molecular function: intermediate filament binding; molecular adaptor activity; alpha-catenin binding. Gene Ontology annotation, cellular component: intercalated disc; intermediate filament; nucleus. Gene Ontology annotation, biological process: cell-cell junction assembly; heart development; intermediate filament bundle assembly. The transcript is spliced from 13 exons. The record is from RefSeq and is a predicted model, not a curated record.
GGGCGAGCGGCUUCGUCGCCCCCUCCGGCCCCAUGGCAGCCCCCGGCUCCCCUGCUGAGUGCGGCUACAUCCGGACAGUCCUGGGCCAGCAGAUCCUGGGGCAGCUGGACAGCUCCAGCCUGGCUCUGCCCUCCGAGGCCAAGCUGAAGCUGGCGGGGAGCAGCAGCCGCAGCGGUCAGGCGGCCAAGAGCCUGCGGAUCCAGGAGCAGGUGCAGCAGACCCUGGCCCGGAAGAGCCGCAGCUUGGUGGGCAACGGAAAUCUUCACCGAACCAGCAGUGUUCCUGAGUAUGUCUAUAACCUACACUUGGUUGAAAAUGACUUUGCUGGCGGGCGUUCGCCUGGUACUAAAUCCUAUGACAUGCUAAAGACAGGCACCACUGGCACUUACGAAAGUCGCUGGGGGAGAGGAACGGCACAGUACAGUUCACAGAAGUCAGUGGAAGAAAGAUCCUUGAGGCAGCCUCUGAGGAGACUUGAGAUUUCUCCAGACAGCAGCCCAGAGAGGAUUCAUUACUCGCACGGCGAUUACCAGUACGGCCAGAGAAGCCAGGCUGGGCAGGCUUUGCGGCACCAAGACAGCAGGAGAUCCACCCUCCUUCUGCCGCCUCGAUAUGCUCGCUCAGAAAUCGUUGGUUUCAGUCACUCCGGGGCCACAAGCAGACAUCGCCACUAUGACACUUAUCACAGACAGUACCAGUACGGCUCUGUGAAUGACACCGUGUUUGACAAUGCCCCUGUCAACCCGGUGGUGCUCACGUACCCCAGGCCCGGGACCAGUCACAGCAUGGGAAACCUCUUGGAGAAAGAGAACUGUCUGACUUCAGGGCCUGCCCCUGGGCACCUCCGGCCACUGGUGCCCCUGCAGGCCAUCAGUCAGAACAGGGCUGCUCAGUCCUGGCACCAGAGCUCCUUCCACAGCACCCGCAUGGGGCAGGAAGCGGGGCCCAGCGUCACUGUGGGUGCAGGCGGGAGGAGGACGCACAUGACCGCUAGCCAAGUGGCAGCCUGCGGAAGUGGGAACCUGCUCCUGGAGAGAAGCACUUUCACCGACUCCCAGCUCGGGAAUGCAGACAUGGAGAUGACUCUGGAGCGAGCAGUGAGUAUGCUCGAUGCAGACCACACACCGCCACCCAGAAUUUCUGCUGCAGCUACUUUCAUACAGCACGAGUGCUUCCAGAAAUCUGAAGCGCGGAAAAGGGUUAAUCAGCUUCGUGGCAUCCCCAAGCUGCUGCAGCUCCUAAAAGUUCAGAAUGAAGAUGUUCAGCGAGCCGUAUGUGGGGCCUUGAGAAACUUGGUAUUUGAAGACAAUGACAACAAAUUGGAGGUAGCUGAACUCAAUGGGGUACCUCGGCUGCUGCAGGUGCUGAAGCAAACCAGAGACUUGGAGACUAAAAAGCAAAUAACAGGUUUGCUGUGGAAUUUGUCAUCUAAUGACAAACUCAAGAAUCUCAUGAUAACAGAAGCCUUGCUUAUCCUGACUGAGAAUAUCAUCAUUCCCUUCUCGGGGUGGCCAGAAGGAGAUUACCCUAAAGCUAACGGUUUGCUUGAUUUUGAUAUAUUUUACAACGUCACAGGAUGCUUAAGAAACAUGAGUUCGGCCGGCCCUGAUGGGAGGAAAGUGAUGAGAAGGUGUGAUGGACUGAUCGACUCGCUGGUCCAUUAUGUCAGAGGAACCAUCGCAGACUACCAGCCAGAUGACAAGGCCACAGAGAACUGUGUGUGCAUUCUUCAUAACCUCUCCUACCAGCUGGAGGCAGAGCUCCCAGAUAGAUAUUCCCAGAGUAUCUAUAUUCAAAACCGGACUAUCCAGACUGACAACAAAAGUAUUGGGUGUUUUGGCAGUCGAAGCAGGAAAAUAAAAGAGCAAUAUCAGGAUAUGCCGAUGCCGGAAGAAAAGAGCAACCCGAAGGGUGUGGAAUGGCUAUGGCAUUCCAUCGUGAUACGGAUGUAUUUGUCCUUGAUCGCGAAGAGUGUCCGAAACUACACUCAGGAAGCAUCUUUGGGAGCUUUGCAGAAUCUCACUGCAGGAAGUGGACCAAUGCCGACGUCAGUAGCUCAAACAGUUGUCCAGAAGGAAAAUGGCCUUCAGCACAUCCGCAAGAUGCUGCAUGUUGGUGAUCCAAGUGUGAAAAAGACGGCGGUCUCCCUGCUGAGAAAUUUGUCUCGGAAUCUUUCUCUGCAGAAUGAAAUUGCCAAAGAAACUCUACCAGAUCUGGUUUCCAUAAUUCCUGACACAGUCCCGAGUACUGAUCUUCUUAUUGAGACGACAGCCUCUGCCUGCUACACUCUGAACAAUAUAAUCCAAAAUAGUUACCAGAAUGCACGGGAUCUUCUAAACACUGGAGGCCUGCAGAAAAUCAUGACCAUCAGCUCAGGCGAUGUCUAUGCCUCCAACAAAGCAAGUAAAGCUGCUUCUGUUCUCCUCUAUUCUCUGUGGACACACACGGAGCUCCAUAAUGCCUACAAGAAGGCUCAGUUUAAGAAGACAGAUUUUGUCAACAGCCGGACUACCAAGGCCUACCACUCCCUUAAAGACUGAGGAAAAUGAAAAAUCUUGCUCUCAGAAAUCUCAACCUCACCAUUCUCAGCCACAAAAAAUCUCCAAAGGAAAACACCUAUUUUUCUACUUCUCCGCCCAAGAAACCUCAAAAGAGCAUGCCCUGUUUCUUAGCUUUUUCUAUUUCCAAGGUCCCUAGAAUCCAGAAAACAAAUAAGCAGAAUAUAAUUUUAUCAGUCUUCUAAAAAACUUUUGCAAGUUUGCUACCAGUAGACACUGGCAACAGGCUCGCUUUUACCCUCCACAGAUUGUGGUCCUUAUGAUCUGGGCUUAUGGUACAGGGGCCUUCCGGAACCAAAAUGUGAAUUCAUGUGGAAUGAACAUUAACAACAAGUAAGGAAGGAGGUGGUUGUCUUACUAGGAUUUUAAAAGUUUUAUUUACGUUUAUAUUCCUUUUCUGGUUUCCAUGUUCUGUCACUCAUAUGCACAUUGCUUCGCCUUUGAGCCACGAGUGUAUUGUUCUGCAGUGUUGAAACAGAAUGGAAACGACAAGAAAUAUUUGCAGAGUUAUCCAGGAGAAAAUUUAAUGACAAAAUUAUGUUUGUUUACUUUGUGCUUGUUUUUAUCCUCUUGAAUUUUUUUCUCUGAUUUGAAAUGAACUUAAGAAAUUUAGAUCACGGAGCAUGCGUGACUCUAAGAAAAUGAAAUUGAAAUGAAGCGAUCACAGCAAAUUUAAAAAUCUUUUCACAGACAAAGGAGACUAUGGUUAUGAAAUUCAAUGUUCCCUCUAACACUGGGUAAAUAUGAGUCUUGCUCAAGGAAAUACCUGCCCUGUGACAAUACCAUGAAAAGCAAAUCUCUUCUGAAUAGUAGGACUCAAUGUGAUCUAUUGCCUGGACUUUUUCAGCAACUUCUGUGGGCUGGUAGAAAAAUGGACUCUACUCUCUUCAGCUACAAAAGGAACCAGAACCUCUCAAACUGUUGCGUGAGCCCAGGGCACUGAAAAUACAGCUCAUUUUAAUGAAUUACAUAUCAAUUAGCUGAACUUUGCCCAACAUUUAAAAAAUAGCACAGAGCCUCUCAAUCUCAUGUGAUCUUCCUCAAGCCAUUAUUUUAAGUCAAGGAAAUUCUAGAGCAAAAAAAAAAUGAAGACAUUACGUUGAGGAAAAAUAUGUCAAGGCCACCCAGA